This is a messenger RNA of Hippocampus comes (tiger tail seahorse), 3106 nucleotides long. It is a transcript of the gene ctc1, whose product is annotated as CTS telomere maintenance complex component 1. Gene Ontology annotation, molecular function: telomeric repeat DNA binding; single-stranded DNA binding. Gene Ontology annotation, cellular component: CST complex. Lineage: Eukaryota; Metazoa; Chordata; Actinopteri; Syngnathiformes; Syngnathidae. Gene Ontology annotation, biological process: telomere maintenance via telomere lengthening; positive regulation of DNA replication. The record is from RefSeq and is a predicted model, not a curated record. The transcript is spliced from 18 exons. The coding region runs from base 182 to 3007 and encodes 941 amino acids.
UGUUCCUCGCCUACUGCCCGAAGAUGACUGGGGUAGGCUCCAGUUUUAGUUCCAUCUGACUUCUUAUCUGUCUGUCAGGGUGCCAGGAUUACGUCUGUCCAUUUUCGGACAGGUGGCUUCUGUCUGCCCCCUGCUGGAGAUCUCAGGAACUUCCUUCUUCUUCUUGACACUGUCAGACGAGAUGCACACACUACCCGUCCUGGUCAAGAACAACAGCAAGCUGUGGUGGGCGCAGUGCGUGUCGUUGGGCGAGUCCGUGUGCGUGACAGCGUUGCGUGUGUGUGUCCUACGGCCAUGGGGAGAGAAGAACAUCCUUUGCGCGACCGAUAACUCCGAAAUACACAAGACGCACGAUCGACGGCGCCCGCCGGCCGAGGACACGCCGCCGGACCCACCUCCCUUGCCGCCAACGUCAGAGCCCAGGAGAUGCGAGGGCGAACCGGACGGCAGGAUCAAAGAGUCUCAAGUCAUCAACUACCAGGGGACAGUCACAGAGGUGGUGAGCGCGGGAGCGGGGCUUUACGUGAUGGACAGGAAGCGAGGACUGUGCCUGGCCUAUCAGCCUGAGUUGAAGAGGAAGCUGCGAGUUGGCGACGCGCUGGCGCUCCAUCACGUUCACUUCCUGUACCAGCCGUGUCCAGACUUCCCUCCUCCCAGCAUGCUUUGCACUUGCCUGCGCUCCACUGUGACGGUGACAAAGUUUAGCGCCGUUCUAGCCUCGGACUCGAACCGCAAUUGCCCUGACGACGGCGUGUUGCAGAGGUUACUGGUAGAGAGGAACCCGGAUGUGUCCCGGUACCUGUGGACGUGCCACCUUUGCUCGCAGCUUCAACACAGCUUGCUCCCCAGUACGUCGCCACAGUGCACGUGCCUGUUGUCGUGGAAACUGAUGGAGGUUGCGUUUGGACAAGGACAACGACGCAGAAGAGACAUCUAUGCUGAGAUGUUGGACAAGCCCCACACUUGUCCGCUGACAGAGGUAGACCCUCCACAGCAACAACACUAUAUCACGAGGCAUCAUUUUUUUUUUUUUGUGUGUGUGGUGUUUUUUUGCAUAUACGAAGCUAUUAACAUGCAAUACUCCCAUCUCAGAAUAUACCGUAUUGGCCCGAGCAUACAAAAUGAAAUGAGUAAAACAUGCCUAAGGUAUAAAAUCUUAAUAUGCAAAAGGUGGAGGAACAUUUGUGUGGGUCUGAACCUUGACAAAUGGGCAAAAGGUAAAAUGGAGAUACAAAAUCUUAUUUUGCUAUUCAAAAUGUGUGCUUCUCACCUACUGGGCCACAGACAGCGCCCCCUGCUGCUUGUGGGAGUGCUGGAACUGCCGUCAGGCGCGUCCCUACAUACGCUGCAGCUGAGAGACCGCACAGGAGCCAUCGCCUGCGUCAUCACGGAAACGACCCAGGAAGAGGCGGCAGGCCACAGCGGGGCCUUCAAUACUGCAUGGAUAGGUUGUCUUGUGUGUGUCCAGCAGUUCACCAUGGUAACGGAGCGUUUCCUCCAAUCAGAUUUCCCCUCUUACCAACACCUGAAUCAGCAUAAGUUCAUCACACACAAACACUGCAGCAUUUACCUCCAGUUCUCCCAGGAGAGCAUUCACAUUUUGAGUCCAUCCGUUGCCAUGGAAAUGCACCUGCGUGACAAAGGGGAGGAAUCGGGGGAAGAAGAAGAAGAGAAGGAAACUGUGGCGAGGAAGCGAAGACGAACGGCCGAGGACCCAGAGCCCUCGCGGCCUUUGCGGCCUUCGCCUGUUCCUGCGACAAGCUGUGUCUCGGUGGUCCUUCGGGUUGAGCAGAAGACCGGCGUGAUGUGGCGGGAGGAUGCAGAGGCGUCUUUUUCCGUCACAGCGACUGUGAUCGGGCCGGUGAAGGCCUGGGGGCGGGACCCCAAAAACAGGCCAAUGAAAGACUUUGAGACAGGCAAUGAGAAAAAGGUGACCCUGUUGUGUUCCGGCGCGUCGGCUCGCUGGUUUCCUCUCCUGCAGCCGGGACGCGUCUACAGACUGGUGGCGAGCGGCACGCACGACGUCGGCGUUCUGGCGGCCGACGCCGGCCCUCGAUGGAGCCAGGACGUCACCCUGCCAGUCCAGCCCGAUUGGAAGUUCCACACGCUAACCCGACUCCUCGCACACGCAUGUCACUGCAGCACGGUGUCGCAAGUUCUAGACGGCAGUGCCGAUGUGGUGUCUUUUCAGGGUUUUGUCUCAGACCGAAUCAAUCUAAAUGACAGUACCAGGGAUGCUGGACACACAAACAUUGGUGUGCGUCUUACAGUGUGUGACCAAAGUGGACGAAGCCUCCAUGUCUUCCUGAACUUCAACCGUAACCAGUAUCCGCCUGGCCUGUUACCGGGAAACACACUGCUGAUGUCUGCUUUCCGCAGGAGGGUAUCCAGGUCGGGACGCGUGUAUUGCAGUAACAUAGCAGUCAGCUGGGUAGCAGUGUUGCGGGUUCGAGAUGAGAGGUUGGAGGACCGCCCACCCGCUCCCAUCAUGCACCUGGCCCUGUGGACACGGCACAGCCGCACCGUGGGCCGAGUCAAGGGACAUGUGGUGUGUUUCCUCUUCAUGCAGCUGCAGUGGAACUGCUUUGAGUGUGGCAGUGUGUACGCACAGUCAUCUUGCAGUGGCCAGUGUCUCUCGCCCUCGGCUGUCUUUGACUGCACCGUCAAGUUGGUCAUGGAGGAUGGCACAGGACAAGCUCACGUCCAGUUCACCGGGGCGCUCGUGCGCCAGCUGCUGGGUCUGAACUGUCCCCAGUGGGAGGGGCUUCAAAGAGCAGUGAAGGCCAGAGGACACAUCCAAGUGUACCCCCGCGGGCGGAGCCAGACGUGCGAUGACAGGCUCCUUGACUUCCUGUUGUUGUGCGCGGAAGGCGUCAACUCGUUGUUUCUGACCUGCAUCAUAGACAACCAGGCCAAAGAAGAGGUCAAAAGGUUGAGACGUGGCAAGAGGGACUUCCUGACGAGAAUGGCGCCCCCCCUCAAACUCACCUGUCAACAAAUUCACUGAGCAAUGUCAAUUCGUCUCUGCUUGCUCUCCGUGGCAACAGCCAACAAAACAGAAAGUCACGUGAUGUUUACAAAUGUUAAAUAAAGUGAAGUGAAACAA